GAUGGGUACAAUGGAUGACAGCUGGAUCUGGGUUUGUACACUCUGAAAUGCCAAGCGAGGACAUUAUGAAAAAUGGAGGAAAAGUUGAAGGUUUUCAAUUAUGGGUUAACCUCCGAGCGGACGACAAGAUGAUACGACCUCGUUAUCAAGACACGCCCCCAGAAAAGAUACCAGUUAAGACCACGGCUGAUGGCAAAGUGAAGGUCAAAGUGAUAGCUGGGAAAAGUCUCGGAACCAAUGCCGAAAUUGAGACCCGGACCCCCAUAAUGUACCUUGACAUUCAUCUCAAGGAGGGAGCCAGUUUCACUCAAAGUGUCCCGAAAGAGUACAAAGGUAUACUGUACGUCUGGAGGGGAUCAGGUUAUCUUGGUGAGGGCACAGAGAAGAACGUGAAAAUGGGUCAAAUGGGAGUGAUGGGUGAAGGAGACAGUGUAACAAUGACAGCAGCAGAUGAUGAGGAGAUGCGGGUAUUGCUAAUAGCUGGGGAGCCAUUGAAUGAGAAUGUUGUUCGUUCAGGACCUUUUGUGAUGAAUACGUGGGCGGAGAUACAGCAGGCUUAUACUGACUAUCAGUCUGGGACAUUGGGGCAGAUUGAGGGGGCAGAGGAGAGAUAUGCUGCUACUGAAGCUGCUAAGAAGAGACAGAAAGAGUCAGGAAGACGACAAGGAGAUUUAUAACUGUGGUAAUAAUAAUAAUACUAUAAUCCUUUAUUAUAACAAUAUUAUGUACUCUUGAUUAUAACUAUAACUGUUUUGUUUGUCAAGUAAAUUAA
This is a messenger RNA of Amphimedon queenslandica, 772 nucleotides long. Its product is annotated as pirin-like protein. The transcript is spliced from 2 exons. The record is from RefSeq and is a predicted model, not a curated record. Lineage: Eukaryota; Metazoa; Porifera; Demospongiae; Haplosclerida; Niphatidae. Bases 15 to 677 code for a protein of 220 amino acids.